Messenger RNA from Dunckerocampus dactyliophorus (ringed pipefish), 13407 nucleotides. RefSeq names its product PDZ domain containing 2 (gene pdzd2). Gene Ontology annotation, molecular function: protein binding. The transcript is spliced from 26 exons. Bases 594 to 7340 code for a protein of 2248 amino acids. The record is from RefSeq and is a predicted model, not a curated record. NCBI's taxonomy places the organism in Eukaryota, Metazoa, Chordata, Actinopteri, Syngnathiformes, Syngnathidae.
CUUUGGCUCCGCCUGGCUGACAAAUGUAGCUUGAUUCCCCAAAGCAUUUUAAUCUAUCCUUUUUCUUCAACUGCGUUAGAUGCGAGACAACAAUAGAUUGUAAAGGUUGUUUUUUGUUUCUGAGAUGUUUUUUUUAUGUGGUGUUUUAUAUGCACGAAGACUUCUGUGCGCGAGGCCACUCUGUGCUGAAUCGCUAUUUAUUUUGUUGCACUUUAAAAGUACAUUUCUGUUUACUAUCGAUGAGCUUUUAUAAGUUUGUAUCAUUUCUUUUCUUUCUUUAUUACAACAUGGACAUUCACUGGCGUUUUGAACAGGAAUGGACAGCCAGCUUCAGGACGGAUCGCCAUGCAGACUAAGGUAUUGGUCUGAUGGUGCAAAAGCCCGAGCAGCUUGAAGCCAGGAAUUCGAACUCCUCCAGGAAUAUUGAAUGGAAGUUUCCUUGGGAUGGACUCAGACAGUGUUGGCUUUACCAUGGUCAUUUUUAGAUUGAUUUGACGCCAUCAGUCCACACGGACUCCUUGUGCCUGUAUUUACAUUUGGCAGCAUCAACAUUGUUGUUGGUGAGGGAGCCUCAGUCGGCCCAGGAUGCCAGGAUGCCCAUCUCCCAGGACAAUGCCCUCAGCAUCCUUCCACUGCUCAAGGAGUGGCUUGGAGCUCAGGCUAAGAGAUCACACCAGGGGCACAACUUGACUCGGGAAACUUGUGGCAGCAAGGACUGCUGCCAGAAUGGGGAUAAAGUGUGCGGUUGCAGUGAUAUUAGUAGAAUUCAUGUGGAGGACUUGUCCCUGUGUCUGGAUGCCAUCCGUAAGUUGGUUGAGUACAUCAACUUCAAUUUCAUGGAGGGCGACACAGCUCCAUCAGCCGACCUGCCAUCCUACCACGAAGGCUCGGAUGUUGAAGUUCACGCCGUUUCCAUCAGGAAAAAGGAAGGGGAUACAGCGGAUUUUGGCCUGAGCUUUGGUAACAUCCCAAUUUUUGGGGACCCGGAUGGAAGAAAAAAGGGAGGACCAAGAAGGAGACGAGAUCAGAGCCCCAUCAUGCAUGUGGGCUGCAUAUGGGUGACAGAAGUGAGAAAGGGAAGCCCAGCAGCCUGCUGUGGGAGAAUCAAACUGAGAGAUGAACUGCUAUCACUGAAUGGACAGCUGAUGGUGGGAGUAGAUGUUAGUGGAGCCAGUUACCUGGCCGACCAGUGCUGGAAUGGAGGCGAUAUCUACCUUGUCCUGCUGCGACGGUUCAAACGAAAGGCUCCUCCGCCUCCACGUCAUGUCGAUGGCUCCCUCGGUACUUCCGUUAGCAAUGACAGCUGGGAUGAGCAGCCGCCGUGCACUGCUUCCUUCGACUCCACUGAUAGUCCGGUAACGUGCAAACGCACGCGUAAGUUUGGAGUCAUUUCACGGUCACUCUGCAACCGAGACGACAAAGACAGCAUCGACUCGGAAUACCCGAGUUACUGCAGUGACUUCAGUACCUUGGACGGUAAAGGAGUCGACACAGGACAUAUCUUCUCCACGCGUACGUCUAUCGAGGACAGUCAUGGCACCUCAUUCCUCAUUCCUCAUUUGAGAGCUGAUCACCAUCAUCGCCACAGUGGAGGCACUUCUACUCUUCCUAUAAGAAGUCAUCGGCAGCUGCUGGAAAAUAAAAGGGAUUCUCUUUACAGUCAACUUUCAGUCCAGCCAAGAGACGGCUGCCAUAUCUGGAAGAUGCACCUGGUGAAAGGUGAAGAGGGCUUGGGCAUACAGAUAACGGGUGGGCGUGGCUCCAAGCGCUCUUCACAGGGCAUUAACAUAGCCCACAUUGAAGAGGGAGGAACAAUCCACAGAGAUGGCCGUCUUCAAGCUGGUGAUGAGUUGCUGAUGAUUAAUGGUCAGUCUCUUGUGGGUCUUACCCAUCAGGAGGCGGUCUCUGUUCUCCGCUCUGCUACUGGACUUGUCCAGCUUGUUGUAGCCAGCAGGGAGGAAUCUGAUGUUGGCUUUCAUCACUUCCCAUCCACCAGUCUGCCAGAUCUGUUGACGAACCUGGAGAGGCUUGAGGACACAAGUCUGAGAGGGUCUUGCUGCAGCCCUGCACCCUUAAAGCUCUAUCACCAGUCCCAGGGAGCAAGUGGUCGUUUGGAGUCAGUGGGUGAAGAUGAUGAGUUCUUUGCGGUGAAUGGCGUGAAGAGUUGUGACAUUGUGGAGAAGUCAUCCAAGUCGGGCAGACGCAAACACUCCUUACCCCAACAGCUCGAUACGGCUGGAGAAAGACAGGAGUAUCAGAUCAUUAAGAAAUCAGCACGCUCACUGAGCACUGUUCAAGUGGAAUCACCAUGGCGACUUGCACAGCCGUCUAUUAUCUCCAGCAUCGUACUGAUGAAAGGCCAAGGGAAGGGUCUAGGGUUCAGUAUUGUUGGUGGGCAGGAUUCAGCACGUGGCCAAAUGGGGAUUUUUGUCAAGACGAUUUUCUCUCAUGGUGCUGCAGCAGCUGACGGACGACUAAAAGAGGGAGAUGAGAUUCUGGAAGUUAACGGAGAGUCUCUCCAAGGACUGACACACCAACAAGCCAUCCAGACUUUCAAGCAACUCAAAAAAGGCGUCGUGUCGUUGACGAUUCGAACUCGCCUGCGGAGCCCCAGUCUCACACCCUGUGCAACCCCUACCAUCCUAAGCCGCUCCAGCUCACCCAACUCCAAUGCCAGUGGGGGGGUGCCUAUUCCCAUUGAUGAGGCCGAUGGCAGGAGGGGCCCUGGUCCAAAGGACUGCAUCAUCAUGGAAGUCACACUUGAUAAAGAGCCUGGAGUUGGUCUUGGGAUUGGAGUUUGUUUCCUCACUCCGGAAAACUCCGCUCCUGGCAUCUACAUCCACAACCUCGCUCUGGGCUCUGUGGCCAAGAUGGACGGCAGGCUCAGUCGGGGGGAUCAGAUACUGGAGGUGGACUCUGUGAAUCUUCGUUUUGCUGCUCUCAGCGAGGCCUACGCAAUCCUCAGUGAAUGUGGUCCUGGGCCAGUCAGUCUCAUUAUUAGUCGGCACCCUAAUCCCAAGGUAUCGGAACAGGAGAUGGAUCAUGUUAUAGCUCGAUCCACACACAGGAACAAAAUGAAGAGUAGACAAUCAUCCAAUGCCCAAGGCUUUUCCUGUAAGAGCCCAUCUGACAGCCAAGGAGAUGGACUGCAUGCUCUCAGCUGGACUAUGAAGAGAUUUCUUGAUCCAGCCAGCAGGCAGGGGUCUCUUAGCUCAGAGACAGAGCUAUUACAACACUUCUCCUCGGACAUUCCUAGCCACACAUUCCUGACAUCACAGGGUUCAAAUAGCGAUGAAGCAUUCCACCAACAAAGCUGCAACACCUCAAUAGAGGACAUUGCAUCCCAGCCUCAGGGAAACGCCUCGUGUGGAGCUAAUGUGGAAUGUGACACCGUGUACAAUGCAUCACCUGACAAAGCCAAUGUCACGUGUAAGGACGAUGUAGAGGCAUUUGGUCCGCCCACUGUAUCCAGUUCCACCACAGUGCGGAGCCCACUUCUUCGUCAACGAAGGAUAAUGCGUUACGAGGAAGAGCUAAGCAAAGAGGAAGACGCAGCAUCGUUAGAUGUAGAAGAUGAUGGCAGUGGCAGAAAUAUCAGUAAUGAUGUGACAACACCACUGUAUGGAAAUUGCAAUGACUAUAAGGAAGGCUAUACCGGCGACUCCAAAGUCAUUGGUUCAGAGUCACCCUUUAUGCCUAUUCGUUGCCUUCUAGAGCACAAAGCAGACAAAGAAGAUGGACAGUUGCAGUCAAAGCAUGUCCCCCAAAUGGAUCAUGCAGUGACACUUGCCAAAAGCAGUGAAACUCCAAACGAGCAGCAAAAGUCAAAUGUCAGUGAGCCAUCAUCAGAUCAGACACAGUGUGGAAAAAAUUCCAGGGCUGAAAGUGAAUUGAUACCCCACUGUACCAAAGUAGAGACAAGUGAGCUUUUGGGCGUUUGCACUGUUGAGACUGUGAUUCUGACAAGGUGUGAGGACGAAUCUUUUGGGCUGGACCUGGAGAUCAUGGCGUCCCCUCUGAAAGUUGUCAUCAACAGGUUAAAAUCUGGAGGAGCAGCGGAAAGGGAAUCCAAAGGAGUCUUGUGCCCUGGUGAUGAGAUUGUAACCAUUGGUGAAACACAGGUGAGCUCCUCCAGCUACCAGGAAAUCUGUGAACUCAUGGAUAACCUUCCUAUGACGCUGUCUUUGGAAGUUAAGAAACCUGUCUCAGCUGUAGCUGGGGUGUCCACGAUGACAAAGUCCUUGGGGAGCAGUGAUGGAGCCAUAAGCCUGAUCCCAGACAAAUCUCUUCGGGGAUCAUCGGAUGAGGACCAAGGAUUAACUGCAAAUAUCGAACAUUCUAACCCCAAACCCCAAACAAACAAUGACAGUCAAACACCUAUCUCUAACAUUGAUGAUAUUAUACAAGAAAUGAGCCACAUUAUUGACCCCUGCAUUACACCUGCAGAAAACACAUCUGAGAAAGACGACUUUCAAGUUCCAGCCCUGCCGAGUCCUCAGGACUAUUCCCCAAUGUCUACUUCAAAUGGAAACGGUCCCCUCCUUUCAAAUCCUCCUACACAUGCCAACCCAAGUAAGGAAUACAUAUCUACAGCUUCAAAUAGAUUAUCCCCACAAAGGUUUGAAGCUUUGCAUAAAAGGAAAGACCCCAAAGGAGAUCUCAGUGAUUCGAGUGGUGACUUCACAAGUGACAAGCUCAGGAAAAUGGCCAGUGGCAGUUAUAGUCUUGAAGAGAUGAAGAACGAAGAGAAAGGGCAUCAUGGUUCUGGUGAUGGCCAACUACUUGCUGCUGAUGAAUAUGUACAUGCAAGCACAACAUCGAAUGGGUCUUUGCCUUCGUACCAUACCAGUGAGAAGAAAAAGCUCAAUCAGAAGAGGAGCGUGUUUCUUGACUCCCAGUUGACGAAUGUCUCAGCCACAGAGAAACCUUGCCCACGUUCACAUGCAAUGUCGCCAUUCCGCAUGGAGAGUCGAAUUAAUAGUGAGAUUGGCUCAGACUCUGGCAAAAAUAACGAGGCAUUUAAUCCUCCUAUAAGCCUUAGUAUUCAUGGCAACCUUCCCUCACCUGAUUGUCCCAAUCACAAUACCCCUACAAUGUUGCCUUGUGAUGCCUUGCUGGACUCCGAUGCUUUGAAACAGAACACUUUGAAUGCGCAAGCACCUGAACAUAUGUCAUUGGAGCAGACUUACCACGUAAUCACUGACAGUUCAAGUAGAACAGAGUCCAAAAUUGAUCAAAUCUCAAAUGCCAGACCAAUCCCUACAUUUUGUGAUACAUUUCAAGUUGAUAGUAGCCCUAAACUUAAGGGUCUAUGGAUAAAGACUACUAAAGGACCAGAGGCGCCAUUGCACAAUCAUACCAAGAGUCAAAGUCCAGUUCUUUCAAAAAGCAAUGUGGUCUUGAACCAGCCCAGAGAUUUACAACCAGAGGACACAAGGGUUCCCAUUUUGAAUGCCAGUAACCAGCUGGAUAGGAACAAUGUUGCUCUACCCAAAUGUGGUGAACAAAGGACUGAGCACGAUGCUUCAGAUGACACAUUUGGACCUAUCAUUUCAAACGAGAAGACGGAUAACGAUGUAGGUGUCACGGCAAUGUCAAAACCCCAGACACUGUUACACCAACCUGCCACUCAGAGAACGUUCAUAGAAGUUAAACUGUACUCUUUAUCGAGUACGUCUCCCACAAUGGCAAACGAGCGCACUGUGGACUCAAAGAACUCUUUAUUCGCUAACGUAGGCACAAGUGCACUCCCACAUUCCAAAUCCAUACUACGGACAACAAAUUGCAUUUUUGGUGAAAUAAAGGAAACUCAUUCAUCAACAAAUACUAACUUGAAAGCCACUGCGGAGACAAGUGAUAACCCAAAGUCUGGUAUCUCCAAACUGUACAAGAAAACAAUGCUGAGGCGAAGCUUCAUCACAGACACUCCCUUUUCUGUGGACUACAAUCCUUUCUCUGUCCAACACAAGAUAAAGUCUUUCGAAAACCUGGCUCACUUUGACAAACCUGUGGCUAAAAGUGAAAUUCAGUCAUAUGCCCUAGCAUACGGAACCUCACUAAACCAAAGGAUUGCGGGUUAUCUGGGCUUAGCUAACUCGAUUGACUACCAGACACGGCAACAACUAUCUACCCUAUCCUGCUCAUCAGUAAAACCUCCGUCUAACAUCGCUUUGAUAAACCUCGACCCUCCAUAUGCGAACUCAGGUUACCCAACAAAGGACGGUCUUGUCUCUAAAGUCCUGAAAGUUCCUGAUGUCACACCAGGGACCCCACCAGUUGUGCGGAGGAAAAAUGCCAGACUGUCCUGCCACAGGUUGCGGCAAUCCAGGGCUCUCAGUAUGCCUGAACUGGGGAAACUAAGCACAGGCGACUUGUUGGCCAGAAUAGAUGGCGCGGGAGAGAAAACUGAGCCUGCCGUUCAUUCCGCCGCCACAGAGACUUUGAGCUCUUCACCUUCUGCAACCCUAACGAAAAUAGAGAUGCCAAAAGAAAGCCAAAGUAACAGUGGAUCCACGCAAGAAACACCUGAGAGAAACUCUGCGGUCCUUCGACGACAGUCUGGCUCAUCAGUUAGGUUCAAAGAUGCAGCGUCUUCUCCUGUGCAAACACUUCCAUUGACUUGGACAAAUAAGAUAUCCGUUCCUGCUCAGCUUAAGGAAAGCAAAGCGUUCACAGAGGUGAGCAACCAAACACACCUUGUGGUCCUGCAUAAAGAAGAAGGCUCAGGGCUUGGCUUUAGUAUUGCUGGAGGAAGUGACCUUGAGCAAAAGAUAAUCACUGUCCAUCGGGUCUUCAGCAAAGGUGCAGCAAGCCUAGAGGGCACCAUUCUCAGAGGUGACCAAAUCCUAUCAAUAAAUGGCACAAGUCUGGAAGGAAAAACCCACGGAGAGGCUGUUUCUUGCCUACAUCAAGCUAAAGGCUCAAAUCAAGCCUUAGUGGUUAUUUGCAGAGGUAUGAACAAUAAAAAGAGUACCCCUGAAAAGCAUGACUCAGCCCACAAGCCACAGAUGGGCUUCUCAGCCCUCAAGAUAUCUUUGGAGAAAAGACCAGGUCCAGAUGGGGUUUUGAAAGUUGAGCUUCAUAAGACGUCUGCUGGCCUUGGCUUCAGCCUGGAUGGCGGAAAAUCCUCAAGUCACGGAGACAAGCCCCUAACUGUGAAACGCAUAUUCAAAGGAGGCGCUGCUGAGCUGUCCGGGCUGAUCGAGGUUGGUGAUGAGGUCUUGUCCAUAAAUGGAUUGUCUCUGGAGGGUCUCAUGCAUCACGAUGCCUGGAAAAUCAUAAAGGCUACGAAUGACGGCACCAAUCGCCUUACCAUCCGCAAGUUCAGUGAACGGCUGUAAUUUGUGUUUGUCCUACAUCUUGACGUUUGCAGUGACGUGCGGUGAGGUUCAUGGCUGGUGAGGCAUUGACUCCUUUGGGGUUUCUUAUACAGGUUGCUCGUUAAGAGGAUAACCAAAAAAAAGAGAAUAAUUCAGUUUGGUGAAAUAAAUGUUUUCAUAAUGCUUUCAGAUACUUCAGAUCCAUUUCUUUAUUUUUUUACAAACAAACACAUUUGUGUUCUUACCUUUUUUUGUAUAUGAAGUACAUACAGUCUUUCCUUCUCCAGUAAAAGUUCUGAUAUUUGUUGUAAAAGUGUGAUCACCUCCUGGUGAGCUUUGUUGUAAAAGUGUGAUCACCUCCUGGUGAGCUUGGGUAUAUAAUCCUCCAUCUUGGCCGUCAAACGUAUUCAUUCAUUCAGCAGAGUAUAAAAUUAUAUUGAACGCAUUUGGGAAAAGAAAAAAACCUGGUCUUUUCCUCUGUGGAAGGACGUCAGCGACAAGCACCUUCCAGCUCACGCUUGCAUCCACCCCCUUCAGGAAGCAGCGGUACUGCAAGUACCUCCGUAUGACACUUCUAUGUAUUUAUUGUCUGAUUAAUGUCAGACUUACACUAAAGGCAUUAAAAGAAAGUCAUUAUGUAUAAUAAAUGUUUCUUCAACAUUAUAUUAUUGGCGAUAUGCUGACAAACAUAACCGUGUGCUUUCAGGCAUUAGGCGGGGCUUGCACACGAAGUCAAGAAGCCACACUCAGGUGGCCUCACCGUAGGCUUAUUUCCUGUAUUCGAUCAGGAAAUGUGCAAAUUCAGCUGUUUUUACUUAAGAAAAUGAUUGGAAUCGUACAGAAAGUACACAGUUCAAUUGACAAAUAUUAAUAUUUAUUUGAUAUUAUUAUUCAUUUUUAUAUUUGUCAUUAUGACAGGCAGAUGGAACUCUGCACGUCAAUAACUGUUGGGAAUGUUAUGAGAUCAGCAUACAGAGUUGUGGUCAGAUGUACACUCAUCAUGGGCGUCAAUGUCAUAUGAAGUAUUAAGUACAUUUUAAUGGUUUAUUUGAACCAGCAGUGGAAUGGUUGCAUAACACAUAUUUUUAAAGGUUUUUAAAGCAAAAGUUGGGUGCACAAGUUUGGAUGUUCUGUAAUCCACGCAGGGGCAACAUUAUACGAUUGCGAUAGGUGAAAAACUGCCCAUAAAAAUGUCUGUUUUUGACACCGCCAUCUCCAGAAGCCUUCCCUUCUCUCUUCAAUUGCCAUUGUUCACUAGCGACACAAUCCAGGUUUAAGCGCUAAAUAUGCUUCACACACUUAUGAAACACAUCUAAAGUAUAAAAUGUAUAUAGAAGAUGAUCCAUAAAGGGAUGAACUCAUGGUGUUUAAUUUAUAUACACUCCUGAUCAAAAUCUUAAGAUCUUUUGCAUAUUUGGAUCUUAAUGAGGUUUUAAGUAGAGCUACAAUAUGCAAAAUCAAGAAGAGGGGGAGGGACAAAAAGCACUUUGAAAAAGUAAUUAAUUGAAAACAACAAUUAAACUGAAAUAGGCCGUUUAUCAGCUGAUCAAAAGUUUAAAACCAUCGCUCAAACAAUAAAAAACUCUCCAAAUCAGACCAAAAAAUGUUCUCAGUAGGACUCAGUAAUGAGUAGCUCCACCGUUCUUGUUAAUCACUUCAAAAAUGUGUUUGGGCAUGCUUGAUACGAGCGUUUCCAGGAGGCUAGUGGGAACAUUGCUCCAAGUGGUGAAGAUGGCUUCACCAAGGGCAUCAACUGUCUGGAACUGAUGGCCAUUUUUAUAAACUUCCCUUGCCAUCCAUCCCCAAAUGUUCUCUAUGGGAUUUAAAUGAGGGGAACAUGCAGGAUGGUCCAAAAGAGUGAUGUUAUUCUCCCUGAAGAAGUCCUUGGUCAAGCGAUCAUUGUGAACUGCAGCGUUGUCCUGUUGAAAAACCCAGCUGUUACCACACAGACGAGGGCCCUCAGUAAUGAGGGAUGCCCGCUGCAACAUCUGCACGAAAGCAACCGCCGUUUGACGACCCUGCACUACCUGAAGCUCCAGUGUUCCGCUGAAUGAAAAAGCACCCCAGACCAUGAUGGACCCCCCUCCACUGUGCCGGGUAGAAAACAUCUCAGGUGGGAUCUCCUUGUCAUGCCAGUAACGUUGGAAGCCAUCUGGACUUUACUUUACUUUUUUCCACCUUUCAAUGUCCCAUGUUUGAUGCUCCCUGGCAAAGUCUAAAUGGGCAGUUUUGUGCCGUUGAAAGAGACGAGGUCUUUGAAUUUGUUUUUUAAACCCUUUUCCCGCAGAUGCCGUCUGAUGGUUAUUGCGCUGCAGUCGGCACCAGUAAGGGCCUUAAUGUGGGUGGAAGACCACCCUGUGUAUUGAUGGACAGCCAAUCAGAUCCUCCGGCUCAGUACAUGUGUGAUUUUUUUUGGGGUCUACGACUUUUUUGUUCCAUAAUGCUCAGGAUCUUUCAAAACAUGUAGAAUGACUGUCUUACUGCGCCCAACCUCAGCAGCAAUGGCACGCUGCUUGACAAUCCGACCACGUUCAGAAAGAGAAAGCUUCUUAGCUUUAGCCAUCAGGAGGGCAUGACAGUGUGAAUGCCUGACAGAAAAUGAACAUUUUGAGCAGAUUUUGUUUUUUAUAGCCUGUGGUCUUAAACUGGUGAUCAGGUGAUAAACAACAUAUUUCAGUUGAAACCCGUUGGUGGUAUGAGUGGUGAGCAGUGAGCGAAGGCAGGGUGGAGUCUUACCAAUGAGCGUUUUCUAGAUAAGCAGGAGCCAGUCAGUUUGUCUCGGUGAGUGAAGAGAGGACUGAUUCACCAGGGAGUGCCGUUUACAGUGGUGGGUGUUGUGACAGAGUGGAUGGCUGCGUGCUGUAUGGUGAUCUGUAAAGAACAUCUCUGUCAUCUAAGGUUGGGAGGACAGUCAUUGUAACAAGAAGCACUUUAGCAGAACGCGUUAAUGAGGAUUUGUUCCGGUAAACAGAGCCUAAUCUGGUUGUAACUUUAGAGAAAAGAGUGCUGAUGAUUCAAAUAUAAGAUACGAUGUCACACACGUGAGUGUGUUUACAGACGUAAAUGCGGUGCAUUUGUGGAAAUUUCAAGGGUUUUGUGCAACCAGAGUGAACAUUUUCUUAACUAAAUUCAUUUGCGUAGGUGACUAACAGGUGACUAAGGCUGAUUGGCAAGAGGUUUCGCUUUGGCAAUUUUUGGGGAACUUGCUCAUUGACGUGAGCUGCUUCCCUGACAUAUUUUUUUUUAAAUUAUUUUUGGAUGGCGAGAAGAACUUUUGCUCAGAUGUACAAGAGCCGAACUUUCAGACUGCAGGAGCAUCAGAUACACAUCAGAUUUAUAUCGACAUACGAAAGAGACUUGGGUCGCAUUUGAAAAAAAUGUGAAUUGCACUGUUCACACUGACAUGGAAUAAAUCACAUACGCUUGCCAAGUAAAACUCUUGUAAAAUUGGGGACAUCAUGCAUAAUGGCAAUUCAAAUUCUGAAGUUCUUGCGACUUUAUAAGGCACAUUUUUCCCUAAAAUAUUGCUUACAUUUCCAGAACUUAACAAGCUUUUGACCUCAGGUGCCUGUGUUGUUCUGGCUUUGGAAUCAUUUUUGAACGUUCUUUAGCAUUUGUGUCUUUUGCUUAUAGAUAGUCUUUGUAAAAUAACAAUUAAAUACAUUGACAUGAUAAUGUGUUUUGGUAAUGCAUUAUAAUAUUUAUAAUGAUGAUUGCUAUUGUAUUAUUAUUACUGUAAUAUGAAUAGUAUAUUAUAUUAUGAAAAAAGAAUAUUGUGUGCAUGGAAAGGUGGUGAUGACAGCAUCUAAGUUGUAGAGUGAAGCAGUACCAAUGGUGGAAAAACAUCCCCACAGCAUGAUGCUACCAUCGCCAUGCUUGACAGUUGCUACAGUGUUCUUAGGUUUGAAAGACUCACAUUGUCUUCUCCAAACAUAUUUCUUGUCACUGCGGCCAAAUAAGUCAAUCUUUGUCUCGUCUGAUCAUAAACCGUAAAACUCAUCCAGAAGGAAUUUGGCUCGCGCAUGUGGGCCGCUGCAAAGUCAGUCAAAGGUGUCCUUUUCGUUCUUGGUCAGCAUCGUCCGGGUCGGUGGUGAUGUAAAAGUGUCUUCACUGCGCAGACAGUGACACUGGUGUUCAUGGCAGGUUUGAUUCUUGCUGGUUCUUGGGUUCUUCCUGGUCAUCUUAACGAAUUUUCUUUCAUCUGAGGGUGACAGUUUGGGUCUUCUUUCAGACCAUUCAAAUACUUGUACUUGUUUACUUGCCUAAGCCUAAUGCCCGCAAACGAGGACUUUCCAGGCAUCCCGGUCUUCCAAAAGAGGGCGUGAGAGGGUCUAGAGAAGUGUAUGACCAACCCAUCUCCAGCAUCCUUGUAGUACUUGCGCUUCCUCAACAGGCUGCUGUCCAGCCAAGGAUUGCAGCACGUUCUACCCAAGGAUGGACACAGCCGAGAUAGAAAUAUCAGAUUUGACUAGACGCUUUCUAAACGUAUAAGUUGCAGUAAAUAAUAAUCUCUAGCGAUAAAUUAAUCAGGCAUUCUUGAACCUCUAGCGCCAUUCAUUCAAAGAUUUGACUGAAUGUAUGAUCAUGUAAUGUUCACCCUGCGUGGAUUCCGUAAAGCAAAAAUACACUCAAACGUCACUGUCAGCUCAAUUCUUGUUUUUAAAAAAAUCAGUGAAGAUAUAACUUGGGUAAUUAUUCCACCCUGCAAAAAAAGCGUUUGCAAUCAUUAAAAUCCCAUCGUGAAGAUGAGCGUAGCACGACUGUAUUCCAUACGCUUUCAAAUGUUUCUUUUGGAAUAAAGUGAUGAUGUGAAAAGUCUCCGGCUUCUUUGAGUAUGUUGCUGCCACAUCAUCCAUGAACCACUGGAAAUAGCAAAUAGGUCCUGGGGUUUAAACUUGGGCGUUUAGAGCCCUAAAACGGUUAUGCUCAUUGACAAUUUGAUGUGUUUGUUGAAAAGUCAACGGAGGAAACUAACACCUUGAAUCAGGAAAUCAAAGCAACUGCGUGAAGUCACGUCAGGCCAGGGAAUAGGUCUCAUUCGAACAACCGCUGAAAGUAGAAUCUCAAACAAGAGUUAGUAAGAUCUUAGAUAAAACAUGAAAUAAAAUCCUAUUCUUUUGCAUGUGAUCCUGGAUGAGAACCUCUGCUGUCUUUUAUUGCUUUCUUCACAACUUUCUUCUCGCAUUUCUAUUCUAUGCAGUCAUCCCUCGUUCAUCGCGGUUAAUUGGUCUGAUUCUUUAUUUAGAAAUGCAAUAUUUUCAUAGUUAGAGCACAGAAAACAACUUUGUAAAUACGGUUUAGCAUGAAUAGAGCCCUCUAGAUAUGAAAUAGCACCCCUAUAGUCACCUUUACACCCCAAUUACUCAAUAUAGUGGACAUAAUAAGAGAAAAUAAGACACUUACUCAUGUGUGUUGGAAAAAUGUGUUUCGGUGCUGAAUGGGGGCAGACAGGAAGUGACAUCAGAGGUUCAGAUUGUCAUGGAUUACAGCCUUAAACAGUAGCCCGUGUUAGGGAUGAUCGUGCCUUUUGUGAGAUCAUUCAAACCUGCAAUAAAAGCCUGUCUGGUGCUUGUGUGUCUCACUCAACAUUACAGUGCUAUUACUGACACCAAGAAGAGACCAGUGUGGAAUACUACUGUACACAUCAUCACGUCUUUGAAUGUAUUUUCUGAAUGCCUUACAUUUGGAUUUCAUUUUGCUAUUUUUCUACAGAUUAAUUUAGGCCAAAAAUGUGUAAAAUGUGCUUAAAUGUGCAUAUAUUUGACUGAUAAUGGGCCAUACUCAACCAUGAAACAGAUUUAUUCAUUCAUACAAAGUCUUUUGGAAAAACCUGUGAUGUAGUGAAGCCGCGAAAUUCUAAGUGGUGAGGGAUUACUGUACUACCAUUUCCAAAUCUGUCCUCCGUUGACUUCAUCAAAUAGAUGCCAAAAUGUCUCGGAAAUCAGGGUAAAUGAUGCCAUAUUCAUGUUGCACACUGCAAAGUGAGGUGAGUGAAGUUUUUGUUGGGUAUCCGUCCGUACCCAGUCUUGUUCACGACUGUGCUGAAUUUAGUCAUUUUAUUCCAGGACCCGGUGAGAAGGCUGUGGCG